AUGAGUGGAGGAUACUUUCCCGUUUACCCUCAACACGACAAUCUCCCCGAUCCGGAGAUCCGGACGUUCAUCACCAACUUUUACCAGACGUCGGAUAAGAAGGAAUCCGACGAGCUCUGGGUGAGCUUUUUCCAUAGCGACGCAGAUGUCACAAUAGGCAACGAUCACGGCAAAUCAGAACAAGGGAUCCGAGAGCUACGAGCGAGAAUGUGGAACGUGGUGGCCGACCGCAAGCACAUCGUAUACAAGGUAUUUCCUCAUAGGUUUCAGGAAUCGUCCGAUGAGGGCUCCACAGAGCAUGAGCUGAUGCUGUUUGGUGAUGUUCAUGUGGUGACAAAGGACGAGCAGAAACUGACGCUACCAUGGGCUGCGCAUGCUGUGCUGAGAAAGGGAUCGCAGCCGACUGACGAGUGGAAGUUUCAAAAGUACAGAGUAUAUCUGCAACGAUGA
Molecule: messenger RNA, 450 nt
Organism: [Torrubiella] hemipterigena
Lineage: Eukaryota; Fungi; Ascomycota; Sordariomycetes; Hypocreales; Clavicipitaceae
Source: the annotation of a GenBank genome assembly